Phytomonas sp. Hart1 is the source of this 1017-nucleotide messenger RNA. Lineage: Eukaryota; Euglenozoa; Kinetoplastea; Trypanosomatida; Trypanosomatidae. The record is from the annotation of a GenBank genome assembly.
AUGUCUUCAGGUAAUUUCGCAAGACAGGUGCUUACGGGGCCUGGCCUCGUUGAUUCUCUGAGCAACCUCAUUAUUCGACCACCUCGUGAUGAAUACACAGAUAAUGAUCUGAAACAAGAGAUAUUAAAAUUUAAUGAUAAUCCUGACAACAUUUUUUUUAGGCAUGAUAUAGAGCUCCAAAACAUGCGCGGUUUGACCAUACAGUGCUCUUGGUAUAAGCCUGUUAUGCUUGAUGAACAUGGCUCACCUAAAGCUAAGCGGCGACCCUGUGUAAUCUACUGUCACGGCAACCGCGGCAACCGUCUUAAUGCUUUAGAAGCAAUAAAUGUGCUGGAGAGCGGCUUCACUCUUUUCGCAUUCGACUUCUGCGGCUGCGGCAAAUCAGAUGGGGAAUACAUUUCCUUGGGCCAUUAUGAAAGACAGGACCUGGCCGCGGUAGUGGAAUACCUUCGAAAGCAGGUCGAAGAGGUGAGCAGCAUCGCCAUCUGGGGUCGCAGUAUGGGGGCUGUGACCGCCAUCAUGUACGCAGCCAGGGACCCUUCUAUCAACUGUAUCGUGUGUGACUCCCCCUUUUCUUCACUGAAGGAGCUCAUUGACGAUCUUGUGAUCCAGUACACUGCGCCGGCUUUAUCAUGGGUUUCAAACUUCAUUGUGAGUAAUACUGUCAAAGUAAUUCGCAGGAACAUCGUCAAGCGUGCCAUGUUUGAUAUCGAUGACAUUGACACGGUCAAGUUUGCUCGGGACUGUAAAGUUCCGACGAUGCUUAUACACGGCGAGGACGAUGACUUUGUUCUCCCAGAGCACUCCAAGAGGGUAUAUGAUGCUUUUAAAGGAUUAUGUAUCCGUAUGUUAGAUCAAGGUGGGCACAAUGAUGAACGUGCUCUAGAAAUUUACAAGAAAAUUCUAGACUUUAUCACUCAAAACACCAGAAAUGAAGUGAAACGAGAAGGUGAUGAACCGUGUGAGGAUUCCGAUAUUAAAGUCCCUCCAAUCCUCACGACGAUUGCCGAGAGCUGA